AUGUAGCUUAGUUCGACCCAAUAUGGCUGUCCUCCUCUAGUGAAGAAAGAUGAUGUGAAACUUGACAAGGUGACUUCUAGGUGAUGGAGUUUAAUGGAAAGCCAAUUAUCUUCUGCGAAUAUGAUGAUGAUUUCACGUUAGGAGAUGGCUACGAUGAUGGCAAUCAGCUCAGCCUAGGAAAUGACGGGAUUUUUCUGUUGACAUUUUUCAUUGCAUUUAUAUUUAACUGGAUUGGAUUCUUUUUAUCCUUCUGCUCAACCAACACCAUUGCAGGCAGAUAUGGAGCCAUCUCUGGAUUUGGGCUGUCUCUUAUAAAGUGGAUUCUUAUUGUAAGGUUCUCGGAUUAUUUUAUCGGCUAUUUUGAGGGGAAAGUUUGGCUCUGGUGGAUUUUUCUUGCUGUCGGGUUUUUGCUUUUCACGAGAGGUUUCAUCAAUUAUGCAAAGGUUCGGAAGGUGGCUGCCAAGAUCGCCAGCUUGAAAAAGUCCAGGUUCCUUUUUAUUUACUGAUGAUUUGGAAGCUUCAUUCCACUCUCUGGGUUAAUUUUGAAUUCAAUAGAAAUGAAAUGUGGAGAUGUAGAACGGAUGACUGAACCAAUAUCACCCAUUUUGCUCAAAGUCAAAAGCACCUCCUGUUUGAUAUUUGCCAGCCUACUCCCUCCCGUAAUACCCUGCUUCAUUGUGUGGUGACUUUGUCAAACAACGACAACAAGAAUCGCACAUCUUAUAGGAUGAAUUAAAAAGUAAUCAAAAUGCUUUUCUUUGGGUGGCUUUGCUUUCCAUGCCACAUGAAAAAAGAUCUGUUAGGUACAGUAUGCUUUCUAGUUGUGCUGCUUUCAAAUAAUGUUACAAAAAGCGUGUAAUUAAGCAGUUUAUUUCCUCAAGGACUCCCUUUCUAGUUUGGGUAAACUGAAAUCAUAUUCAUUGCUUAAUAAGCUGUGGGAGAUGUAAUUCAAUGUUGAAUUGAAUGUUCUUUCAUCAAAAGAGGGCAGUGUUGCUUUUAUUUUGAGAUAUGAGACAAUUGGAAUUUGCAAGCUGCUAGUUGAGAAUAGGCUGGACUCUUGGAAAGUGCCAUUUAUUGCCCAGAUGUUUUCAGCUGCAUGAUAAAAAAUAUAGUAAAAAAAAAUUAUGAAUUGCAACCUGCCUUCAGAAUUUUCUCAGUAAAGAUACCAUUUAAUAGUGAAAUUUAAAAUAUUUGAUGAAACCGUUGGCAACUACCACGUUUUCACAAUUGUGGAAGGAAAUCAGUCGCACACUGUCACUGAUUUGAUCAUCUGUAAAUGUUUGUCCUGGAGUGUCAGUGGGUUUACAUAGUGAGUAGCAGGGCUAUAUAAACCAGGUAUGUCCCAGGGGUGAUUCCAGUGCACACUGGCAUAGCUGAACUCAGCUGGGAUUACAAAAGAACGGUUCUACAACUGACCUCAGCAUUCCUUGUUUAGGAAGGGGGAAAUUGGUCAUUGACACACUCCUGCUCAAUAUCUGGCACCCCUCACUGACAAUGCACAUCUGGCCGAGGUUAGGUCAACACCAGCUGUGAUGCUCAACAUAGUCUAAUAGCAUUCCAAUAGCACUGUCAAGCCUUAUACAUGAAUUGAAACAGUUCUGGUGCUGAACAAGAGGGCACAUGGAACCAUAUCUCAGCAAGGAUUUAAUGACUUCCAGAUAGAAGGAUGAAAAUUUAAAAAAUAAUACUUGCUUCCAAGAACAAUUGUUAUCCCUAAACAGAAAAUCCAUUAUAUUUAGCAUAACUGCUACCUAGUCUAUAUUAGCUUCUGAUCAGUAAUACCCUGGUGAAAUGUUUUGAAUCCCACUACUAUCAAGUUGAAUUUGAAUUACCUGAACUGGUGCAACAAGAUGAAGUGACUUGGAUUAAGGUGAAAAGGACAUAUAUGUCUUGAAAUUACACUGCAUGUUAAUAGGUAUAAAUGCCUAACAUGUAUAUCUUAACAUGUUCAUCAGUUCCCUCUGAAAUUGGUCACUCUGUAAUUUCAACCCAUUUGAAGUAAAGAGUUAGUGCUUCUGCUAAAACAACAGGGAGUUGAAUUUCAGAUGAGUACAAUAAGUGUUUGCAGCUUAUUAUCCCAUGGCGUAAUUUCAAAGCCUUCGGCAUUGUGAGGGCGCAUUACAAUCCUUUCUCCCAUAUUAACCAGCCAACUGAAGAGUGUGUGAGUCUGAGAGCGCACACUAUAAUCACAUGUUCACCAGAUGACAGAUUCAUGAUUUACAAUGUGGAUUAAGAAACCAUGUGCAUUUCUUAAUGUAAAACACAUCCUUAUUGCUCAGAUUUAAAGACACACUACCCUCAAUUUUAAACAGACAUAGCCUCUAUUAGCUGCAAGUCUUUCUAAAAUGCCUUUAUUACUAAUGUGCUGCUUCAUUGUGUAAUUUUAAUGAUUACUUGAAAAAAAAAUCAAAGCAGUAUUGCAAACAUGCUAUAUACAGGAAGGUUUAUUCUGUCCUAGAAGUAUUUAAUUCCAACCUGUAUAGAUGUAUGGUGCCGAGGGAAAAGCAUCCCUUUGCACAUUCUUCAAACUGUUGUGACAUUUAUGAUGGAAAAAUAGGACCUAAAAUGUCAUGGAGGUCUCCUGAUCCCCUGUUGUAACUUGGUGGCAGAUCAGUGAGAACCUCAGAGAAAAAGUAAUUUUCUUGUUGACACAAUAUCUCUGGUUGUUCCACUGAUCUCUGGCUGAAAAGGUCUGUGGAAUUUCCAGGCGAUCAUAUCAAAGCUGGCAGUAAUCAUUGUUACAAUGAUCUCUCUCCAGCUUUACCUAAUGGUGACAUUAGAAGAAACUAGCUGACCUGUAUGACCUGCAUUUUUCUCCAUUUGGCGCUGGUGUUAGUCAAAAUGUGCUCCAGACUCAACAAAAUAUGUAUUUUAUGUAGCUAAUGAUUUAAUGGAAAGCUGUAUAUAUGUAAUUUGAUUUGGGUUUCUAAUGGUUGAUUGGGUGGAACUUGAUAUAUUUGUACUUACAUCUUCAUUGUCAUUAUACUUAAUACAACUCAAUAAAAUCUUAAUUUCCAGAAGAUUGACAUGAGCUUUACAUAAAUAUACCUUUCUAUUAGUCAUGCAAUUGAAGUUUUACGAUGACUGUCCUGGAUAAGAAAUAAUAAAUAUUCAUAUGUUUGA
This is a messenger RNA of Carcharodon carcharias (great white shark), 3123 nucleotides long. Its product is annotated as NEDD4 family-interacting protein 1-like. The transcript has 7 exons. Gene Ontology annotation, biological process: ubiquitin-dependent protein catabolic process; metal ion transport; positive regulation of protein ubiquitination. Gene Ontology annotation, molecular function: WW domain binding. The record is from RefSeq and is a predicted model, not a curated record. Gene Ontology annotation, cellular component: endoplasmic reticulum; Golgi apparatus; perinuclear region of cytoplasm. Bases 84 to 506 code for a protein of 140 amino acids. Lineage: Eukaryota; Metazoa; Chordata; Chondrichthyes; Lamniformes; Lamnidae.